This is a messenger RNA of Nematocida ausubeli, 1131 nucleotides long. RefSeq lists its product as uncharacterized. The transcript has a single exon. The coding region runs from base 1 to 1131 and encodes 376 amino acids. NCBI's taxonomy places the organism in Eukaryota, Fungi, Microsporidia. The record is from RefSeq and is a predicted model, not a curated record.
AUGAAUUUACCAGACACACUAGAGACAAAUGCCUGCCAAAAUAUCAUAGUAGCACAAAUAGAGACUAUAAAGGGGCAGGCUGAAAACCCAGAUGAAAUGACUAAAAGACUAAGCAUAUUCUGUCCACAUGUAAAUUUAGAGAAAUAUGCAUGUGUAUAUUCUUAUAAUAAGUGUGCACAAGGAAUAGAGCCCUCUGUAUGUCCUUCUGGUGCUAAAAAUAGUAAAAAAUAUCCACUUUGUAUUGCCCUUAUAGAAGAGAAUAUUCUGUACAGUGAAGAGAAAAAAAGAGAGUCACUUGGAUUAAUUAUAGAAGCAGUUAAGAUGGAAGUGCAAGGGGAAGAUCUUCUUUAUCUUCACAGAUUAUUGGCAAAUGCACUUUCUUCUUCUUUUAAAUUUGAAUAUUCUGAAGAGUAUGAUAGGUGGCUUAUUCUUUCAGUUAUAAAGAUAGCAGAGAUUGAAAAAAAAGAAGAGUACUGUCUUGAGUACUUUCCUGGGGUGGUUGACCGGAUCAGUAAAGGAGGAAGUUCUUUCCGGGAUAGAGCUGUAAUUCUAAGCGAGUUCUUGACUGAUGGAAUACUUUCUUAUGACUCACCAGAGUCUGCAUACUUCUCGCACGAUAUUCCAUCCAAUCCGAUUGUACAGGAAGAAGAUGAAAGCCCAGAAGAAGACGUAGAUAUGCCGGGAUGCAUAACCACCCUAACAGAGUACUAUUUUACUGUGAAGGACAGUAAUUUUGAGAACGAACCUUCAGAGAAAAUAGAAGCCACCUUGCACCAACUACCGAGGGUUCUUCGAACUGAAAAAAUAUCCCUAAUUAAGAAGUACUUCUUGGAGCUAUUAAAGAUCCAUGUGGCAAUAGAAACAAAAAAAUCAAUUGAUGGAAUAUGCGCUAUUCUUCUUGUUGACGACCUGGCAUACGAAGUCAUGCACCUUCUUUAUGGGAAUAGUGGGUAUUCCCUUCACUUCAAGCGCACAAUCAUUGGGUGCCUUCGGAUGAUUUGUCCCCGUAUACGCACAGAUGUGGCUGUGCGAAUUGCACAGAGAUAUUGCAGCACAAGCUACUCAGAGGAAGAAACAAAAAUGGGAGCUGACGCUUUGUUUAAGCAAAUCCUUUCAGCCCACUCUAUUUAA